Messenger RNA from Sphaeramia orbicularis (orbiculate cardinalfish), 3116 nucleotides. RefSeq names its product E4F transcription factor 1 (gene e4f1). The transcript is spliced from 14 exons. Gene Ontology annotation, molecular function: DNA-binding transcription factor activity, RNA polymerase II-specific; RNA polymerase II transcription regulatory region sequence-specific DNA binding. Gene Ontology annotation, biological process: regulation of transcription by RNA polymerase II. NCBI's taxonomy places the organism in Eukaryota, Metazoa, Chordata, Actinopteri, Kurtiformes, Apogonidae. Gene Ontology annotation, cellular component: nucleus. The record is from RefSeq and is a predicted model, not a curated record. Bases 56 to 2383 code for a protein of 775 amino acids.
CCAUGUUUUCACUCCCUCUAGUAGCGUUGCGACAGAGACGGAGAAUCGGAACGACAUGAGUGUAGAAAAUAAUCAUACGGCAGAAACAGAGAAGGAGCAAACGAAAACCGGCAACGAGACGAUCACCAUUCAGACAAAUCUAGGAGAUGAAGAUGAAGAUGUGCACAAAUGUGGACGCUGUCAGUCCGAGUUUACAACUCUGGAUGCUUUCAUCCAACACAAACUGCAUAAGAAGUGCAAACGACACGUAGAGGAACAGGAAACCGACAAACAUGCUAACGAAGAGGUUGCCGCAGCCAAUGGAAAGUCUACCUCAGAGGUGAAAACAGCCACAUCCAUACAAGAGAAGACCAGCACUAAUGACGAAAGCAGUAGUCAGGUAGGUCGAGGUCGCAGGAAGAAAACUGCUUCAGUGAAAGUUACUGACCAGUCAGAUGGGACAGAAGGGUCCAUAUCUGACAACGCUGACAGUGAAAAGCUUGUUUACAAAGUCAACCCAGAUGGGCGCUAUAUUUGCUAUCUUUGUGAGAAGACAUUCAAAACAACCAACAUCUUGAGAACUCAUAUGAAAACUCACACUGACCUGAAGAACUUCACAUGUGACCUAUGUAAUACCUCUUUUCGCACAAAAGGCUCCCUGAUUCGUCACAACCGACGUCACACAGAUGAGCGUCCAUAUCGUUGUACACUGUGUGGCCAAUCCUUCAGAGAAUCAGGGGCUCUCACCAGACACCUGAAGGCUCUGACACCCUGCACAGAAAAGAUCCGCUUUGUUCAGUACAAGGAGAUUCUGGUCAGCAAGGACGGAGUACAGAAAGGAGUCGAAGCUGAUCAUGCUCCCCCAGCUGGCCAACAAGAGCUGGUGGUUGUAGAGCAGCAACCAGAAGAGCAGGAGUUGAUGGAAACCCAGACUGCUGUUGUCAGAGUGGUAGAAGCUGAGUCCCAAGAGGUCAUCCAUCAAGUUCACUUCACUAUGGAGGUGGAUGGAACAACCCAGGAGCAACAGGUUGUGGUUGAGCAGUCACAGGCAGAAGCCCUGGCGGCGGCUGCAGCAGCAGGCGACAACCUCAUCUGCCAGGCCAUAAUCAACUCUGGCAUUGCACUAGAAACAGAAGAGGCAGUAGUGGAGGAGACUUCACAGGCAACUGAGGAGAUAAAUAAAGUGAUUUCUGCCUGUCCAGAUACGGACGAGGACGUCACUGAGAUCCAGGUUAAAGAGGAAUUUGUGGAGAUGGAGGCAGAAGUAAGGGAAACAGGUGAUGGAGAAGACGAUCAGAUAUCCACAAAACUGCACACGUGUCCACACUGUAAUCGCUCCUUUAAGGGCCUCAACUACUUCCGUUUUCAUGUAAAGGGCCAUUUAGGGUACAAGCCCUUCAGGUGCACAUUAUGCCAAAAAGAGUUUUUGACUGGUUACUUGCUCAAAAAACACAUGGAAGUCCAUGUCAGUGAGAGGAGGUACAAGUGUGGCGAGUGUGGUAAACUCUAUAAAACUAUUGGACAUGUACGUGAGCACAUGAGGGCCCAUUCAGAUGAAAGACCCUACCACUGUACCAGAUGCAACAAGGGUUAUAAGACAAAGAAUGCCCUGCAGGUGCAUCAGCGGACCCAUGGUGAUGAGAAACCUUAUAUAUGUCAGUUCUGCCUGAGAGGCUUCAGGGAGAAAGGCUCUUUGGUACGACACAUCCGCCAUCACACCGGGGAAAAGCCCUUCAAAUGUCCAAAAUGUGGCCGUGGCUUUGCCGAACAUGGGACCCUCAAUCGGCAUAUGCGUGCCAAAGGAGGCUGCCAUAAAGAAGAAUCCAGUGAGCAGCAGGAUCCUCCAACAGAGGAGCAGGAGCCAGUGGGAAACCUCGCAACAGCAGCCAUCAUCUCAGAGGACCCUCAUGCUGUCCUGGUGGAGUUCUCCUCUGUGGUGGCAGAUACACAGGAGUAUAUCAUUAAGACUCAAACAGAUGAGGAAAUACAGGAAGAAGAGGUUACACUUAUUCAAGACAGCCAGAACGAGAUGGGCAGCCACAUAAUGAAAGUAGUUCAGCAAAUUGUCAGCCAGUCACAUGGUGCCGGCGGCACAGGCAGCCACCAAAUCAUUGUGCGUAAUGUAUCUGCAAAUGAAGAGGGGCCGUCCAUCUCCGACUGCGGUGACACCAUCACCAUCGCUACACCUGAGAGCCUGACGGAGCAGGUGGCCAUGACGCUGGCCUCUGCCAUCAGUGACGGUACGCUACUAGCAACAGCGAGCACCGUGGAGACGGCAGAGGGAACAGUUACUAUGGUUACCACAGAGGAAGCAGUUGAAGAGGGAAUACAGAUGGUACAGCAGCAAGAGGAAUAUGUCAUCACCUCCCCAGAGGAGGUGGAGAUUCAGACUGUCAUCGUAUGAUUGAUGACGAUACUAACUAUGGACACGGGACGAAUUUGGUGUGACUGCAUUCUUGUAGCAAAUUUCUUUUGAGUUUGUAUGAGCUUCAUUUGUGGGUGAUUUGAUUACAAAACAAAGGCCAAAGUCUUACAAGUUUUACGUUACAAAAAUAGAACAACUUAACAUCAUUUUUUAUGUGUGAAACAAAGUGAAAGUGCAUGAGGCGUACUUUUAUUAUUUGUUAGAUUUUUAUUGAAAUAAAGCACUUGGUAUGUAAGCUACUUUGAAGUGGAUGCAGAUCGAAAAAGAUUAUUUGUAAGCUUUUGAAGCCCUUAACAGAUGCAUAUUUCCACAAAUAGAACAUGCCUGCCUGCAGUACAUUGAAGCCUUUUUUUCAGCAGCUACACUAUUUGUCUUCUGAACCAUUGUGUCUUUUCUUUGCUGCAGUCAAAAACUGAAAGUCCCUCUUUCUUCCGCUACUUAAAUGACUUUAUUUCAUUGCAUUUGCUCUCUUUUUUGAGUUGCAGGUGAAAAAUGUGAGGCCUUUUUACAGGCAGACCACUCCCAAACCGUGCACCUUCCUGCUGGUCUGAGGUCAGCUGGGACACUACAAAUUUGCCAUGGUACAGUGUUACAGUUCUGAGCUGGUUAGUUAUUCUCAUGUCAAAGUAUGACAGACAACAGUACACAGAAACAAAAACAUGGUUAGGUUACUCCAGUAAUGUUUGCAUCAAAUAAAUGCUAUUUUCUUACA